Hevea brasiliensis (rubber tree) is the source of this 2373-nucleotide messenger RNA. RefSeq names its product wall-associated receptor kinase 2-like. The record is from RefSeq and is a predicted model, not a curated record. Gene Ontology annotation, molecular function: protein serine/threonine kinase activity; calcium ion binding; ATP binding. Gene Ontology annotation, biological process: protein phosphorylation; cell surface receptor signaling pathway. NCBI's taxonomy places the organism in Eukaryota, Viridiplantae, Streptophyta, Magnoliopsida, Malpighiales, Euphorbiaceae. The coding region runs from base 1 to 2373 and encodes 790 amino acids. Gene Ontology annotation, cellular component: plasma membrane. The transcript has 4 exons.
AUGGUGGCAGCAGUAGCUGCACCAGCUUCAGCUCAAACCCUUCCUGGCUGCCCAAAUCAGUGUGGGAAUUUAAGUAUCUCAUUUCCAUUUGGAGCGAAGGAGGGAUGCUACCUUAAUGAAGACUUCCUUAUAACAUGCAAUGCAUCAAAUGCAGCAUUCUUAGGAAUCACAAAAAUAGAAGUCCUUAACAUAUCAGUCCAAGGCCAAUUGCGAAUCUCCAUAGAAGCAGCAUAUGAUUGUUACAAUGAAGCUGGUAAUAUUACCAUACGUGCAAGAUCAAUACUCUCGGUGCCCAAAUUCCCGCUUUCCUACAGGCAGAACAAAUUCACUGCCACUGGUUGCGACACCUCCACACUUAUUCAAGGCAAAAGAGCACACACAUAUGCAACUGGGUGCGUAUCCUAUUGUGUCAAACAUGAAGAUGUGAUCAAUGGGUCAUGCGCCGGCAUUGGCUGCUGCCAAACUUCUAUUCCAAAAGGAGUAUUGAACUUUCGUGCAAGUGUUGGUAGCUUUUCUGAUCAUCAAAACGUGUGGAAUUUCAAUCCCUGCAGCUAUGCCUUCGUGGUUGAGGAAAAAGCAUAUGAUUUCUCAGUAUUAGAUCUUGCCGACUUACGGGGCGUGACAAAGUUUCCUGUGGUCCUUGAUUGGGCUAUUGGAAAUGAAACUUGCAGUGAUGCUCAGAAGAAACCUGAAACCUACGCCUGCAAGGACAAUAGCAUAUGCCAUGAUUCUGAUAAUGGCCCUGGUUAUCGCUGCAAUUGCUCCGAUGGCUACAGCGGGAACCCAUAUCUUGCUAAUGGUUGCAAAGAUAUAGAUGAAUGUGCAAUUCCAAGUCUCAAUCUGUGUACACAUGGUUGUAAAAACACUCCUGGAAAUUAUACUUGUUAUUGCCCCAAGGGGUACAAGGGGGAUGGCAGAAAAGAUGGAAUUGGUUGCACUCGCAUUAAAAAAUCACACAUUGGAAUUGCCAUUGGUGUUGGCAUAGGCGUUAUAGUCUUGCUUGUUGCAAGUUCCUGGCUCUACUUGGUUUUAAAGGAAAGAAAGCUCAUCAAGCUUAAAGAAAAGUUCUUUACGCAAAAUGGAGGAUUUAUGUUGAAACAGAAACUAUGUAGUCCAGAAGGAUCCUCCAAUGCAACAAAACUAUUUACUGCAGAAGAGUUGAAGAGGGCCACCAACAACUACGACGAGAGUACAAUCAUUGGUAAAGGAGGCUUCGGUACAUUUUAUAAAGGAACACUACCAAAUAACAGAGAAGUUGCCAUCAAGAAGUCAAUAUUUAUUGGUCAAACCCAGAUUGAGCAAUUCAUUAAUGAGGUGAUUGUUCUCUCCCAAAUCAACCAUAGGAAUGUAGUAAAGCUCUUGGGUUGUUGUUUAGAAAUAGAAGUCCCUUUAUUAGUUUAUGAAUAUAUUACCAAUGGUACUCUCUCCGAGUACCUACAUAAUCAAAGCAAUGCAUCAGCACUUCCUUGGGAUAUCCGUCUUAAGAUAGCAGCAGAAACGGCAGGAGCACUAUCAUAUUUACACUCUGCGGCUUCUGUACCGAUCAUACAUAGAGAUGUCAAGACUACCAACAUACUCUUUGAUGCUAAUUACACUGCAAAAGUGUCUGAUUUUGGGGCUUCAAGACUGGUUCCAUUAGAUGAAAUUCAGAUGUCUACAAUGGUGCAAGGAACAUUGGGAUACCUGGACCCAGAAUACUUGCACACAAGUCAAUUAACAAAGAAAAGUGAUGUAUACAGCUUUGGAGUAGUCCUUGUCGAACUACUAACAAGUAAGAAGGCACUCUGUUUUGACAGACUAGAGGACGAGAGAAGUCUUGCUAUGCAUUUUCUUUCUUGUAUGAAAGGGGGUCAAUUGGUUGAAAUUCUUGAGAAAGAUAUUGUUAAUCAGGGAAACAAAAUCCAACUGGAGGAAGUGGCUAAAUUAGCAAAGAGGUGCUUGAGUUUGAAAGGGGAGGAGAGGCCUACUAUGAAGGAAGUUGCAAUGGAAUUAGAAGGCCCGAGAAUGAUGGGAAUGCAUCCCUGGGAUGAAGUUAAUACAGAGGAAACAGAGCAGUUGCUGCACGAGCAAGAUAAUGGUUUUGGUCAUGUUGAUGGUGGCAUUUCAACAGCUCAAGCCAAACCUGGCUGCCAGAGCCACUGCGGCAACAUUAGCAUCUCAUACCCCUUCGGCACAACCCAGGGUUGUUACAUGGAUGAACAAUUUCUCAUCACUUGUAACGACGCAACAAACCCUCCAAAACCAUUCUUAUACUUGAGCAAUAUCCCAGUCUUCGACAUUUCCCUCGAUGGCUAUUUGCGCAUCCUUGACUCAGUAUCCCACAAUUGCUACAACGAUAGCCCAUCGAGCAGGCCCCUUUUUGAAUCUCCAUAG